ACGCGAAAGUCGGGCCAGUUCCUGGAGUUCGGGCUCGGCCGCCGGUGGUCGCCAGGCCCUCGCCGCCCGCCCGCCGGACCCCCUCCCGGCCCUCGCCAUGGAGCAGCCGCCCGCGCCCAAGAGUAAGCUUAAAAAGCUGAGUGAAGACAGUCUGACGAAGCAGCCUGAGGAAGUGUUUGAUGUAUUAGAGAAGCUUGGGGAAGGGUCUUAUGGAAGUGUAUUCAAAGCAAUUCACAAGGAGUCUGGACAAGUUGUGGCAAUUAAACAAGUGCCUGUCGAGUCGGAUCUUCAGGAAAUAAUCAAAGAAAUUUCUAUAAUGCAGCAGUGUGACAGCCCGUAUGUUGUGAAGUAUUAUGGCAGUUACUUCAAGAACACAGACCUCUGGAUUGUUAUGGAGUACUGCGGUGCUGGCUCUGUCUCAGACAUAAUUCGAUUACGAAACAAGACUUUAACAGAAGAUGAAAUUGCAACGAUCCUGAAAUCUACUUUGAAAGGACUCGAAUAUUUACACUUUAUGAGAAAAAUCCACAGAGAUAUCAAAGCAGGAAACAUUCUCCUUAAUACAGAAGGACACGCAAAAUUGGCGGAUUUUGGAGUGGCCGGUCAGCUCACGGAUACGAUGGCCAAGCGCAACACCGUUAUCGGAACUCCGUUCUGGAUGGCGCCGGAGGUCAUCCAGGAAAUAGGCUACAACUGUGUGGCAGAUAUCUGGUCUCUGGGCAUCACGUCCAUAGAGAUGGCUGAAGGAAAACCUCCGUAUGCCGAUAUACAUCCCAUGAGGGCGAUUUUUAUGAUUCCCACAAAUCCACCGCCGACAUUCAGGAAGCCAGAGCUGUGGUCUGACGAUUUUACCGACUUUGUCAAAAAGUGCCUGGUGAAGAAUCCCGAGCAGAGGGCCACAGCCACGCAGCUGCUGCAGCACCCUUUCAUCAAGAAUGCCAAGCCGGUAUCGAUCUUGCGAGACCUGAUCACGGAAGCCAUGGAGAUCAAGGCCAAGAGGCACGAGGAGCAGCAGCGGGAGCUGGAGGAGGAGGAAGAAAAUUCGGACGAAGACGAGCUGGACUCACACACCAUGGUGAAGAGCACGGCCGAGGGCGCGGGCACCAUGCGGGCCCCCAGCACCCUGAGUGAGGGCGCCCAGACCAUGAUCGAGCACAGCGGCAGCAUGCUGGAGGCCGACCUGGGCACCAUGGUCAUCAACAGCGAGGACGAGGACGAGGAGGACGGCACCAUGAAAAGAAAUGCCACGUCCCCACAAGCACAGCGGCCGGCCUUCAUGGACUACUUCGACAAGCAGGACUUCAAGAACAAGAGCGACAGCAGCUGCCGCCAGAGUGUGCUUGACCCCUUCCCCAUGUCCAAGAACGUGUUUCCCGAGAACUGGAAGGUUCCACAGGAUGGAGACUUCGACUUCCUGAAAAACCUCAGUCUGGAAGAGCUGCAGAUGCGACUGAAGGCGCUGGACCCCAUGAUGGAGCGCGAGAUCGAGGAGCUGCGGCAGAGAUACACGGCCAAGAGACAGCCCAUCCUCGACGCCAUGGAUGCCAAGAAGAGGCGGCAGCAGAAUUUCUGAGCGGCGGGGGCCCCCACCGCCCACGGGGACCAGUGUGGCUGGGAGGAGCCGCCGGAGAGGCGUGGGCUGGACCCUGCUGGCUGUGCUCCAGACUAGUGAUGGUACCUCCAGGUACCACCUGCGUCCUCCUGCUCCCUGGUCCACCUGCGUCCUCCUGCUCCCUGGUCCACGCUGCCCACCCACACUAAAACGGUCAGUUUCGACUGUGCGCAGACCUCCUGGCAUCCCUGUACAGCUCGGAGGGGCUUUGUGGGACAAUAUUCCGCGUUUUUAUCUCAUAUCCUAUUUAUUGUAUUCCCUUAGGUCAACUUAUUUAUUUGUGCUAAUUCACUUCCUUCUGCUUGGUUAAGGACAAGAUCGGGAUGGCUUUGGUGAUGGUAGAGAAAUAGAUAGUCACGUACAAUCAAACCGAUGCCCUACGCGUGGCAGGCGGUUGGGGCACAUGCCUUCAUUUCUAGGGUCAUUUUUUCAAUAGAAUUAAAGCAAUAAUAGCCAUAGUACCCAGCUGGGUCCCUUUUUUUUUGUACUGAAGUGAUAAUUCCAUUUUUACCUUCUGAAAUUUUAAUUUUUUUAAAAAAUUGUGUAUGUUUGGUACAAAUAGAGCUAUAUAUUUAGACAAAGCUAUAAUGUCUAAAACCAAAGAAAUCACUGAAAUCCUUGCACCAAAAAGAAACGUGUGGAAAUUACUUUGAAAGAAAUAAAACCUUAAGAGAAGUAAA
Molecule: messenger RNA, 2292 nt
Organism: Sorex fumeus (smoky shrew)
Lineage: Eukaryota; Metazoa; Chordata; Mammalia; Eulipotyphla; Soricidae
Gene: STK3
Product: serine/threonine kinase 3
Exons: 11
Coding region: 98-1573 (491 amino acids)
Biological process (GO): protein phosphorylation; protein tetramerization; intracellular signal transduction
Cellular component (GO): cytoplasm
Molecular function (GO): ATP binding; protein serine/threonine kinase activity
Source: RefSeq, a predicted model, not a curated record